AAGAAUAUAAUAAUAUAAAUUUAUAUAUGUAUAUAAAAUUUAUCAUGGUAUACAAGGCAUUAAGAUAAUAUAUAAUAAUAUUAUAAUGCCAGUUAAAUAACACUUGGUGGUCACUGGUCAGUUGUCAAAUAAAUAUAGAUACAUAACGACAACAUUGACGAGCAAUGAUAGCUCAAGUUGAUCAAGUUUUACAAGUUUCAAAAGGUUUGGGCACUAGACACUGGCAAUGUCUACUAUUUUUUUUAGGAAUUUCCAUUGCAUACACAAAUCGAAUAUGCAUGUCCAUUGCUAUUGUUGCAAUGCAAGAUGAAUCAAUUGAAACAGGAAAUAAAUUGGAAGCAAGUGGUACAAUAUUAUCAUCAUUUUUUUGGGGAUAUACACUGAUGCAAAUACCCUCAGGAUAUAUGGGUAGAAAAUGGAGUGCAAAAAUGGUACUUGGUUUAGGUAUAUUGAUAAAUGGAAUAUCUGGUUUAUUGUGUCCUCUUGCAUAUGACCUUGGUGGUUGGAUGACACUAUGUGCUUGUAGAAUAAUAAUGGGUCUUAGUCAAGCAGCUUUAUUACCAUGUGUUCAUACACUUUUAUCAAAAUGGGUACCACCAAAUGAACGUGGAAAACUUUGCAGUGGUACUUAUUCUGGUGCACAAUUUGGUACAAUAAUUGCUUAUCUUGCAUCUGGAUAUCUCAUUGAUAUUGCUGGUUGGAGAUUUGUAUUUUAUUUUUGGGGAACAGCUGCAAUAAUAUGGUCAAUAAUAUUUUUAAUAAUUGGCUCUGAUUCACCAUCUUCAUCAAGCAAAAAAACAUGUUGUAGUAUUAGCAAAGGAGAAAAGAAAUAUAUCGAAAGUAGUCUUGGUGUUUAUCGUGAUUUAGAAAAACCCAUUACAACACCAAAUAAAAAGAAUAGAAAAACACCAUGGAAAGCAAUACUAGAAUCAGUACCAUUUUGGGCUUUAAGUGUUGUUCAUUGUGGUCAAAAUUGGGGUUACUGGAUGCUUUUAACUCAAAUACCAGCAUACCUAAGUGGUGUACUUAAACUUUCAAUAAAAGAAAAUGGAUUAAGUUCUUCAUAUCCAUAUAUUGCCAUGUUGAUAUUAACAGUACCAAUGAGUUUAUUAUCUGAUUGGAGUAUCAAAAAAGGUGUACCACAUGGUGUAACAAGAAAAGUAAGCAAUACAAUUGGUCAUUGGGGACCAGGUAUUGCACUUAUUGCAUUAGCCCUAAUAACACCAACAGAUAAAACAUUACCAGUUGGUAUUCUUGUUGUUGCUGUUGGUCUUAAUUCUGGUACACUAUGUGGUUUUCAAAUUAACCAUAUGGAUCUUAGUCCAAAUUACGCUGGUCUUUUAAUGUCAAUUACCAAUUUUUUUGCAUCAUUUAUUGCAAUUGCAGCACCAAUUAUUGUCAGUUACAUUGUAACAGAUCAAACGGAUAUUAAUCAAUGGCGUACUGUAUUUUAUGCUACUGCUGCUGUUUAUUUUAUUGGUAAUUUAAUAUUUAUCAUAUUUGGAUCUGGUAAAACUCAAUCAUGGAAUGAUUAUAAUAAUUUACAAAAUAAUAAUAAUAAUAAUAACAAUAAUAAUAGUAAUAUUAGUUUAAGAAAAAAUCAAACAAAUUCUAUAAGACCAAGGUCAUCAUCAAUAAUACCUGGAGAUGUUAUACCUGAUUUUAAUUGAGCCUAGACUAUUUCAAUAAAUAUAUCCAAUAAUUAUUUUAAUUAUUCAAUUGAUGUUAUUAUUAUUUAAUAAUAAUAUACAUGUUUAAUAAACAGUCAUUUUUUAUUUUUUAAUUUAUGUAAAUUUAUAAUAUCAAAGAAAAAAUCAUUGAUAGAAAAAAAAAAUUAAUUAAUAAAUCAUGUAUUACACAAAUUUAUAAAGUAAAAGUAUUUAGAUUAAACUGAUCAUUUAUCACUUGAUUUUGCACUCGAUUCAGUAGACAUAACUCAAAGAAUAAAAAAAAAAAAAAAAAAUGUGUUUGGAUUGGUAGUAUACUUGAGAGAUUAGAUUAGUGUUUUUUUUUUUUUUUUCUUUUAAUUUAUAUUCAUCGUUUAUGUAUACUUGUGACAACAUAAGAGUUGAACUUCAUUCAUUCAGUUAUUUACGAUUUAAAAGGAACUUGAAAA
Molecule: messenger RNA, 2116 nt
Organism: Aphidius gifuensis
Lineage: Eukaryota; Metazoa; Arthropoda; Insecta; Hymenoptera; Braconidae
Product: putative inorganic phosphate cotransporter
Exons: 7
Coding region: 165-1670 (501 amino acids)
Biological process (GO): monoatomic anion transport; transmembrane transport
Cellular component (GO): plasma membrane
Molecular function (GO): transmembrane transporter activity
Source: RefSeq, a predicted model, not a curated record